Rosa rugosa (rugosa rose) is the source of this 2867-nucleotide messenger RNA. RefSeq names its product 7-deoxyloganetic acid glucosyltransferase-like. The transcript is spliced from 3 exons. The coding region runs from base 509 to 1966 and encodes 485 amino acids. NCBI's taxonomy places the organism in Eukaryota, Viridiplantae, Streptophyta, Magnoliopsida, Rosales, Rosaceae. The record is from RefSeq and is a predicted model, not a curated record. Gene Ontology annotation, molecular function: UDP-glycosyltransferase activity.
AAUCUCAACUAAAUGCUUCUCGUUCAGUUGUAAUAUAUCCACUAGUCAGACUCUUCUUCCACCUAAUUUCUGGUUUUUCAUUCCAUCAGUUUACGGCUCCACUCCACCGACUCUUCUUCCACCUCCAAAAGACAAAGCCCAGAGAGCCUGACAAUUCAUAUUAGUGGUGAGUUUGCAUGCAUCAGAUGAUAGAUAUAACCCUAUCCACCAUACCCACCAUUGUUAGGACAAAGCAAUUAACCAUCUUGAUGCCGUCUCUACUGCCCUACAACAUACAAUUCGAUCUCGAAAGCUGAAUCGAGGAAUGCUCUGUAAAGGUCCUUCGAAAAGGCUCACCGCUCACCAGGUUUUAGGAGCUAGAGGCUGAAAUUUCAAUACCGAACUACGACUUAUUGGAAGAAUACCUGAAAACAGAUGACCCCUUUCCGAUUAGUCACAAAAAAACCCGCAGCAAAGCACGGGCUCAUUUACUAGUCUGUACUCUGUAUCGGAAGCUAGGCUUUCUCUCAUGGAGACGCAUAUGGAGCUCCAGCCACACGUGCUACUACUGCCCUUCCCAGCACAAGGCCACAUCAAGCCCAUGCUAGCCUUGGCGCAGCUUCUCUGCCACGCCGGCAUCCACGUCACCUUCCUCAACACCGAGCACAACCACCGCCAGCUCACCCAACGCCAAGCCCUCUCCGCCCGAUUCCCUACUCUCCACUUCCACUCCAUCUCCGACGGCCUCCCCUCCGAUAAUCCACGCUCCCUUUCCUCUAAUUUCAUGGACAUAGUCACGUCCUUGAGGUCCAAAACGGCGCCACUCCUGCAUCAACUCCUGGUCUCCCUCACAAGCAAAAUCGACGUCGGCUCUGCAGCUCAGCUGCCUCCUUUGGGCUGUGUGAUAACGGACUGGCUCAUGUGUUUCGCAAUUGAAGCGGCGGAGGAGGUCGGAAUUCCCGUGAUUGCCUUCCGCACCACCAGCGCUUGCAGCUUCUGGUGUGACUCAUGCAUCCCCAAGCUAAUUGAAGAAGCUCAGCUGCCUUUUGGAGAUGAAGAUAUGGCUAUGACGGUGAGAGGCAUUCUUGGGAUGGAAUGCCUUUUACGACGAAGGGACCUACCGAGUAUUUGCAGAUUACCAAUCGAGCACCCGGUUAUCCAGUUUUACAUGGAAGAGGCCAAAUCCAUAACUCGAGCUUCCAGUAUCAUUAUUAACACCUUCGACGACCUCGAGUCCUCAGUUCUCUCCCACAUUGCCUCUCGAUUUUCAAAUAUUUACACCGUCGGACCAUUGCAUGCUCUCCUCAAAUCCCGUUUCGUGGACGACAACCUAGCUUCCUCAUCCUCCGCCGCCGCCUCUUUGCGCCAAGAAGACCGUGGUUGCAUGAUGUGGCUGGACUCCCAGAGGGUUGGGUCUGUUAUUUUCGUGAGCUUCGGAAGUGUAGUGAAACUAACACGUGCUCAAUUACUAGAGUUUUGGCACGGAUUGGUUAAUAGUGCGUCCCCUUUUCUAUGGGUCAUCCGCUCAGAUUUGCUACGGAGUAGCGCAGGAGAGCACGCAAGUCACCUGACCCCGGCAGAGUUGGAGAUAGGUACAAAAGAACGGGGGUUUAUAGUGGAUUGGGCCCCGCAAGAAGAGGUCCUGGCCCAUAAAGCUGUGGUUGGGUUUUUGACCCAUAGCGGGUGGAAUUCAACACUGGAGGCAAUUUGGGCCGGAGUCCCAAUGCUUUGCUGGCCCCAACUAGCCGACCAACAGGUGAAUAGUAGAUGGGUUGGAGAGGUUUGGAAGAUUGGGGUUGAUAUGAAGGACACAUGUGAUAGAUCGACGAUCGAGAAGAUGAUCAAAACCUUAAUGGAAGGUAAAGAAAGAGAUAUGAUUUCAAGGUCGGUUGAUCAAAUUGCAAAAUUGGCGCAAACUUCUGUGAGUGAAAGUGGCUCUUCAUAUCAUAACCUAGAGAAACUUAUUCAAUACUUAAGAAAUUUAUGAUUUGAUGUGUAUAAGAUUCACAGUUUCAUACUUGUAUAUGCAAGAAGUUCAGUUGGGAUCUCUACCUCUUUCUACUUUUCUAGUGAGAGAAACUCUCACUUCUCUCUAAACCAACCCACCGCUUCUUUUACUCCUCCUUCUCCCCCCUUUCUUGCCAGAUCUAGAUCAUUCUGAUCUGGAUCUUUGGCUUGAAAGUCGGGGGAGGUACUGACAAUCAAUUUUCCCUCUUCGUGAGGCUUUAUGUAUCUAUGCUCGGCUUUUUAAUUUCUGUUUUCUUUCCGUUUGUUGUUCUGGGCGGUUUUACUCGGAGUUUGUCUCCGUUUUGGCCCUGUUUGGUUCUUGUUGUUCCCAAUCUUCCUUUUUCCAGUUUCUUCUGUCUUCAUCCUCUUCCCCUCGUUCGUCUUUCUUCUGCCAAGAUCGGUUCUCUCGCUCUUCGGAGCUUUCAAAGUGGGGUUUACCUCCUAUCGCACUGGGUGAUGCUACAAGAUCCUGUGUACCCUGUGGUGCCUGGUUCUUUGAUCCCUUACCGGAUCUCACCCGAUCCUUCCAUCCGGUUUAUCCGGUUGUUUAUCUGGUUACUUUGUUCUUGGCAGAUUUGGCUUGAUGUGGUGGAGAUGGUGUUGGCUUUGAUCCUUGGAAAUCUGAUGGCUUGGUGCAUCGAAUUCGGCAUGGGUCUCACUCCUGCGCGUUCGACAUGGUUGGAUUUGGUUGCUGACUUCUUUGCCGUGGCUCGGUUGCUUCGUCCUUCUUGUCGGUGGUUGCAGUUAGUUGGUGGCUGUUGUUUGUUUGUUUUGUUCUUAGUUUGGCCUUUUUGUGCCUUGUUGUUGGUUGUUGCUUCCUUUGGGAGGCUGUUGUCUCACUGUAAUCUUUUUGUGUUUCAAUAACACCUCUUGAUGUUUAA